AGCACCGCUCACACGGGUGCUCACACCGGGCUGCCUGCGAGGAUGGCUGGCUUCGCGGAGCUCGGGCUGUCAUCGUGGCUCGUGGAACAAUGUCGGCAGCUGGGUUUGAAGCAGCCCACACCCGUGCAGCUUGGCUGCAUCCCCGCCAUCCUGGAGGGUCGGGACUGCCUGGGUUGUGCCAAAACCGGCAGUGGCAAGACAGCAGCGUUUGUCCUGCCCAUCUUGCAGAAGCUGUCUGAGGAUCCCUAUGGCAUCUUCUGCCUCGUCCUGACACCCACCAGGGAGCUGGCCUACCAGAUCGCAGAGCAGUUCCGGGUCCUGGGGAAGCCUCUGGGCUUGAAAGACUGCAUCAUCGUCGGCGGCAUGGACAUGGUGGCCCAGGCCCUGGAGCUCUCCCGGAAACCACACGUGGUCAUCGCCACACCGGGGCGCCUGGCCGACCACCUCCGCAGCUCCAACACAUUCAGCAUAAAGAAGAUCCGCUUCCUGGUGAUGGAUGAGGCGGACCGGCUGUUGGAGCAGGGCUGCACUGAUUUCACCGUGGACCUGGAGGCCAUCCUGGCGGCUGUGCCGGCCCGCAGGCAGACGCUGCUCUUCAGCGCCACGCUGACCGACACGCUGAGGGAGCUGCAAGGCCUAGCUACCAACCAGCCCUUCUUCUGGGAGGCUCAGGCCCCGGUGCGUACAGUAGAACAGCUGGACCAGCGCUACCUGCUAGUGCCUGAGAAGGUCAAGGAUGCCUACCUGGUCCACCUGAUCCAGAACUUCCAGGACGAGCACGAGGACUGGUCCAUCAUCAUCUUCACCAACACAUGCAAGACCUGCCAGAUUCUUUGCAUGAUGCUGCGGAAAUUCAACUUCCCCACCGUGGCUCUGCACUCCAUGAUGAAACAGAAAGAACGCUUUGCUGCCCUGGCCAGGUUCAAGUCCAGCAUCUACCGGAUCCUGAUCGCGACAGAUGUGGCCUCCCGGGGCCUGGACAUUCCCACCGUACAGGUCGUCAUCAACCACAACACCCCCGGGCUCCCGAAGAUCUACAUCCACCGAGUCGGCAGGACAGCCCGGGCAGGGCGGCAGGGACAGGCCAUCACGCUGGUGACACAGUAUGACAUCCACCUGGUACAUGCCAUCGAGGAGCAGAUCAAGAAGAAGCUGGAGGAGUUCUCGGUGGAGGAAGCCGAGGUGUUACAGAUCCUCACACAGGUCAACGUGGUGCGGAGGGAGUGUGAGAUCAAACUGGAGGCAGCCAACUUUGAUGAAAAGAAGGAGAUUAACAAACGGAAGCAGAUGAUCCUGGAGGGGAAGGACCCCGACCUGGAGGCCAAGCGCAAGGCCGAGCUGGCCAAGAUCAAGCAGAAGAACCGGCGCUUCAAGGAGAAAGUGGAGCAGACACUGCAGCGGCAGAAGGCCAGCAGGGCCGGCCGCAGGGGCCGUCCACCCAGGGCCCAGCCUGAGGCCUGCUCGUCCCCAGCACCUGCUCAGGGCCCGGCCUGAGUUCCACACGGCCCCCACCUGCCCAGCCCGGGACUCCUUCAUCCAGCUGAAGGUUGGAGGGUCCUCCCCUCCUCCCAGUCUGCCCAGUCCCCCUCAGCGGAGCCCACGGACACCCACGUUGUGCAGCACACAGCCCUCCCCGCUGCAGCCCCUGGUGGCCCCUUUUCAGAACCUCGGGCGAGAGGCAGGCUGCAGAGGAGGAGAGAACGCUGACUGCGAGGUUGGGCCCAAGUCCACGGACAGGGACCCCAGCCCAGGGUCACCAUGGGGGUGCCGUGGGGCCCCAGAGGGGAGGUGUGUCACUUGGCAGGAGGUGCUCAAUAAAUGAAUCUUUUGACUUCCCCAGUCUGAUUCUUGGGGAGCAG
This is a messenger RNA of Hippopotamus amphibius kiboko, 1859 nucleotides long. It is a transcript of the gene DDX49, whose product is annotated as DEAD-box helicase 49. The coding region runs from base 43 to 1494 and encodes 483 amino acids. NCBI's taxonomy places the organism in Eukaryota, Metazoa, Chordata, Mammalia, Artiodactyla, Hippopotamidae. Gene Ontology annotation, molecular function: nucleic acid binding; ATP binding; RNA helicase activity. The transcript has 13 exons. The record is from RefSeq and is a predicted model, not a curated record.